CGGCUUACUCCGCCCUCCACCCGCACGCCCCGGCCCCGCUGUCUGCAGUCUGCACACAACCUUGGCGGAGGUUGGUCGAGCAGCGUCGGCUUGUUAGUGUUUGACUACGCAACUUGAAUCGUGUUAGUGUGUUUGCGUGUACCACCAGCAUGGAGGUAAGAACAAGAUGUGCGGAAGGACAUGUGACAGCUGUGGCUCUGCAGGUGUGUUACGAGUCACCUCUUGUUAAUUAUGCGACGCUGUUGUUGGUGGGGCGUGAAAAGUGUGUGUGGAAUGAUCAAGAAUAGUGUCUUGUGUCAGUGAUUGAGCUCGGUUGAAAUUGGAAAACGCUCAUCAAAAUGGCUCCCCAGCAAGGAAGAGUAAACAAGGCGUCGCCAGACAUCGCAGACCUUGUUCAGAAUAAUAUUUCGCUCAUUGUCAAUGAUAAAACAUAUACAGUUGGUCCGGACGUGCCACCGUGGACUCGCCUGGUGGACUUCAUAAGAGAGGUAGUGCAGGCGCCGGGCACCAAGGCACUGUGUCGGGAAGGAGGCUGUGGUGUAUGCACCGUAGUGGCAACAGUUCCAGACCGUGAGUCGCCUGGCCACACCAAGACUUUCAGCGUGCAGGCGUGUCAGGCAAUGCUGUAUGCCUGUGCAGGAUGGAAGAUCGAGACUAUAGAAAGUUUGGGGAACCGCUACACAGGUUAUCACCCCAUACAGAAGGCUCUGCAUGGCUUCUAUGGGACUCAGUGUGGCUUUUGCUCACCAGGCAUGAUCAUGACCAUGUAUGGCCAGACAAAGGAGUCUGGGCCACUCACUUCUGCCAAGGUAGAAGCAUCACUGGAUGGGAACAUUUGUCGCUGCACUGGCUACCGGCCCAUCCUGGACGCCUUCAAAUCCAUGACUGUGGAUGCAGACCCUGGUCUGAAGGAAAGACUUGUGGAUAUAGAGGAGGCCUACAGUGGUGUCUGUGAGAAGAAUGGCAGUGUUGGCUGUGGUGGCUGUAAGGGGAAGGAAGGUGGAGGAUGUAAGAAGAGUACUACAGAACACCUUCCCUCCAAUCCUGGAGACAUACGGAUAUCCAUUGGUUCUGUUCGCUGGUUCCGACCAACAAACAUCAAUGGCAUGUACAGUAUUCUUAGGAGUAUUGGCACUGAGGAGAAGUAUCGGAUUGUUGUGGGCAACACUGGGCAAGGAGUGUUCAAGAAUGACGGUCCAUAUUCGGCCUACAUCUCUACUGAUGGUAUUGAGGAGCUGUACAACACCUCAGUGGGUGUGCCCCUGCAGCUGGGUGCCAAUGUGAGCUUGACCAGGGCCAUGGAGUUGUUUCACCACAUGGCCAAAACACAGCCAAGAUACAGUUAUUUAGAGGUUCUUGCCAACCAUUGGCAAGUGGUGGCCAAUGUGGCUGUCAGGAAUACAGGUAGCUGGGCUGGCAAUUUGAUGCUGAAACAUGCUCAUCAAGGAUUCCAGUCAGAUAUCUUCUUGACACUUCUUGCUGCUAAGGCAGAGCUGACCAUUGGCAGUGCUGAGGAUGCUUCUACAACCCACAUGGACCUUGAGCAAUUCCUCAGGACAGACAUGUCCAAAAAAGUCAUCCUCUCUGUGACGCUUCCACCUGCAUCACACAACACAAAGUUGCGGACAUUCAAGAUCACACCACGAGCCGUCAAUGCACAUGCCUAUGUCAAUGCCUGCUUCAGAAUGGAGGUGGACCCAACAGACAAUUUCAAGGUUACCAACAAACCUUUCAUCUGCCUUGGGGGUAUCAACCCGAAUUUCAUCCAUGCUACUGAAACGGAGAAUUUUCUGAUGGGGCGGAGGCUGGCUGAUGAAGCUACAGUGGUGGAGGCUGCAGAGAUACUUGGCCGAGAGGUGCAGCCAGAUAACCUUCCACAGGAUGCCUCUCCAGCCUAUCGUCGAAGUCUUUCCCAAGCACUGCUAUAUAAGACUAUUAUUGGAUUUUUGGGCAACAAAGUGAAUCCCAAGCUUGCCAGUGCUGGACCAAAUAUUGAGCGUCCCCUGUCCUCUGGCCGUCAGGAGUUUGACAUGGAUCGGGAAGCUUGGCCCAUUGGAGAGCCUGUGCCAAAGCUGGAAUCUGCCACUCAAAUAUCUGGUGAAGCAACAUACCUCGAUGACAUCCCUUACCUACCCAAUGAGCUCCAUGGUGCCCUGGUUCAGACUACUCAUGCAAAUGCUAAGAUACUGCAAGUGGAUACCUCUGAGGCCCUCAGACUGAAGGGUGUGGUGGCCUUUGUAGAUGCUGCUGACAUUCCUGGAAAAAAUAGCUUUGUUGUCAGUGCUGGAGCUUAUCCUGACCCUGUAUUUGUAGAGGAGCGUUCAAAAUAUGCUGGCCAACCUGUGGGUCUGAUAGUGGCGCAGGACAGGGAUACAGCAGUGCGAGCUGCCCAGUUGGUGGUAGUGAGUUAUGAGAAUGUCAAGAAGCCAGUGUUGACAAUUGGGCAGGCACUGGUUGAAGGGGGACGGGAUGAGAUUGUCAAUUUUGCCUUCACUGGCACUGUAGACCCAGCAGUCCUUGGAGACCCGGAAGGCCAGCUGGAGGUUGCACCACAUCGUUUGAAGGGAAAUCUGAUUCAGGGGAGCCAGUUUCACCUUAAUAUGGAAGCCUUAGCUGCUCGAGUGGUUCCCAUAGAGGAUGGAUAUGAUCUCUACUGCACAUCACAGUGGCCCUCUGAAACCCAGGCUACUGUUGCCCAAGUGCUUGGGAUUACUGCAAACAGUAUCAAUAUGUCAGUGCGGCGAAUUGGUGGUGGUUAUGGGGCCAAGAUCAGUCGCCAGAAUGUUGUGGCGGCAGCAGCAGCCGUGGCAGCCAGGAAUCUCCAGCAGCCUGUGAGGGUCGUGACAGACCUGAACACAAACAUGACUUUGGCUGGCUGGAGAGACCCAUACUAUGCAACUUAUGAUGUUGGAUUUGAAGACACGGGCAAGCUCACGUCCCUUGUAGUCGAUCUUUAUAGCGAUGCUGGCCACGUCUCCAACGAGUCUCCCGUAGGCUUCCUAGCAAGUGUCAUCCAGAACUGCUAUUUUGUUCCCAACUUACGAUACACACCUCAUAUUGUGAACACUGACACUGCUGCCAACACUUGGUGCCGGACACCUGGUCACAUUAAUGCCAUAGGUACCAUGGAGAACAUUUUAGACCACAUUGCAUCCUAUCUGAAAAAGGAUCCUUUGGAGGUGCGUCAGCUGAACCUAAUCACACCAGGUGUACCAAGGCUUUGUGCAUCACCCCAUGAACAGACUCCAAUAAAGGAUGUGAUUUUGCCAUUGUUGUUUGAGAAGGCAAACUUUGUCCAGCGCAAGGCUGAGGUGGAAGAGUUUAAUAGGAACAACAGGUGGAAGAAACGAGGGAUUGCAGUGAUGCCUGAGUACUAUGGUUUUGAUUAUCCACCAGUCUUCCGUUAUGGUCUCCAAGUCAGUAUAUAUGCGCAUGAUGGAACAGUAGCUAUCACCCAUGGAGGCAUUGAAAUGGGACAGGGCAUCAACACCAAGGUGGCUCAGGUAGCAGCCUACACACUGGGCAUCCCAUUGGCACAGGUGAUUGUCAAGGCCUCAGAGACAACAGUAGGGGCAAACUCCACUGUCACUGGUGGAUCUUUUGGCACUGACCUCUGUGCACAUGGUGUCAGAAAGGCAUGUUUAGCACUUAAAGAACGUAUGGAUGUUGAAAAGGAGAAGAUGAAGAAGGACAGCGGAAAAGAACCAUCAUGGCUGCAGCUGGUGCAGCACUGUUUGAAUCAUGAUGUGGAUCUGUGUGAACGUUAUUGGACUGCUGUAAAGGAACAUCCUCCUCGAUAUGACAUUUGGGCAGCUUGUUGCCUGGAAGUGGAAGUGGAUGUGUUGACAGGCAUAUAUAUGAUACGGCGAGCAGAUGUAAUUGAAGAUGCUGGACGCAGCAUGAAUCCUUUUGUUGAUGUUGGACAGGUGGAAGGAGCCUUCAUCAUGGGACUGGGUCUCUGUACCUCAGAAAAAGUGAAGUUUGAUCCCCAUACUGGCCAAAAGUUAUCAAAUGGGACGUGGGAAUACAAGCCACCAACAGCCCUGGACAUCCCAGCAGACUUGAGGGUAACCCUGCUACCUAAUGCCAAGCAGCCAUAUGGCGUUCUCGGCUCCAAAGCUACUGGGGAGCCUCCUCUCUGCCUCUCCUACGUGAUAGUGUCUGCUCUGCGCCAAGCCAUCACCGCCUUCAGAGCAGAAAAUGGAGAUGACUCUUGGUUCCAGAUGAACACCCCACUGACAGUAGAAGCAGUGCAGAGACUUUGUGAUGUCAACCCACAGAUGUUCAAGUUGGCGUAGUCAGUGCACCGUCAGGAACCACAAGGACCACUACAACAUUCUAUUUUCCUGCUAAUAUAAUAAGUAUAGUUUAAUCCUAACCUCCUUCAUGGUCUUUAUGGAUGAACUGUAAGGGUGAUUAACUUAACAGCAGCUAUAUCAGUAACUUUAAUCAUGAGUAAAUAGUGUUACAUUUGCUUUAUUAUAAGGAGUAAAUAGUUUGAUAACCUAUAUCUCAAAACAUAACUGUAUAAUUGUGUUGGUUUGCUUAGUAUUAUAUUAUAUAAAUUAGUUAUAUGUUUUAGUUUUGUAUUGAUCUUUAGCUUCCUUGAAGAUGCUGUCAAAAAGCCUGCAACAGUGCCAUGUACUGGUUUUCCUCAAUACACAAUGGUUUACGUUCCUGAAAAUGCAAUUGUAAGUGAAUAAUCAUAGAAAAUUUAGAAAUAAAUGGAAAAAAAAUAAGGAUCUUAUGUGUUCCAAGAUGUGUAUGUAUGUGCCCUAAUUCCAUAAAGGUGAUGAAAUAUCAUGUAAAUACGGUUAUUGAGGAAAUGCAUGUUACAUAAACCAAAUAAGGAAUAAAACAAUAAUAUAAAAGAUCAAGAUGAUUUGUAUAUGGACUGAUAUCAUCUCCAUUGGGGCUGGAUGUCUGUUGCCCUACUGACCCCUCUGAGGCCAAGGGACAUCCAGGGUCUCUGUGUGGUCACUCCUCAUCAUCCUCAUCGGAGACAAGGAGGGGGUCCACUGUGGAACACUGGGAUACUGUAGCAAUAAGAUAAUUUUGCUAGUGGGUGAAUGUAUUGUUUGUAAGUGGAUAUUAUAACAUGUCAGAGUAAUCCACGCAUGGUUAGUUGGUCCGCACAUGGUUAAUUGGUCAUCUUACUUCUACUGGGAUCAGUGUAAAGACACAGCUUUCAUGCCUGUUGUUUGGUAGUUAUUUGGCAUAGCAAACCUGGCCAAUAUGAUCUAAUAAUUAAUCAUUCCUCUGAGAUUUCUAUUAUGUUAUUAUUAGAGGUUGGUGCUCUUGUGAUAUAUCUUUUUAGAUGAAAAAUGAGGAGAAACUGACAAUGUAAUAUGUGUAAAUUAGAGACUAUUUUCAUAUAUAUGAGCACAAAAUUCCUUUUAAGCAUAUAGAGUGCAAGUACAAUGUACAGUGUGUUUUAUCUGGCUGAUAAAUAGUUGGAUGUGUUAGUGUUACUGCUGGUGUAUUUUUUUGUUUGUUGUCUUUGGUGUGUUGCUGUUGGUGAGUGACUGACCAUGUGGUGUCCAGAAUGUGCCUUCUUUGCCUCUCAGUUCUAAAUAUGCCUUCCAAGCAGCCAACGAGUUGUUAGCAGCAAGUGGAUUAUUCUUUCCUGUGUCACUCUGAAAAGCUUGCCUCACUAGAUCAGUGACAAAGAGAGUACUGGGAUGGUCUAAACCAUACAGUUCUGUGCCACUAAGUUCUUAAUACAUCUUUUUUAGCUAAAUAAUUUAUAUGCUGAAGAUGUUAUAGCACAGCCAUGGACUACUGUCUGGGAACGGAUUAAUCCAUUAUGUGUAGAUUUGUAUAGGAAAAUUUUUUUUUGUUUCCGAAUUGUCCUAAAAAUUAAAUUAAGUUUGAGAACCAAAGUUCCACUGUUCAAUAAUUAUUAUAUGAACAAUUUUAGUGUCAUCAGGACCUCCCUGUAGCAGACAGGAAUGGAAAGGCACAUGAGAAGGUAGGAAUUAUGAAAAAUAAGAGUUUAGAGUAGGAUUUAAAAAAAUGGAAUAAUUUAAUGAAGUGAUGCUUCAAAAAGGGAUAAAGGGUAAAACACUCAACAGUAAAUCUUAACUUUUCUGUUUAAUAGCUGUGAAAGAAUAAAAACCUGUACUUGGGUAGUGAACAUUGCAUAAUACAUACCUGUGUUGUGUAUUAUCAGGUGGAUGAGCACUGGAGUGUGGUAGAAAUAUUCAGUUUAAGACAAUGGUUCCACUUGUCAGUCUUACUGUAGGUGAGAAAUUCUUGUGAAUUUCCAAAGUACUUCACCAUCUGGAAAUAAAUGGUUUGUUAUCACUAAGAAAACUAAAUGCAAUCACUAAGCCACUCAAUACACUGAAAUCACUAAUAAAUUUCUGUACAAACAAC
Messenger RNA from Portunus trituberculatus (swimming crab), 6378 nucleotides. RefSeq names its product probable aldehyde oxidase 2. NCBI's taxonomy places the organism in Eukaryota, Metazoa, Arthropoda, Malacostraca, Decapoda, Portunidae. Bases 339 to 4298 code for a protein of 1319 amino acids. The transcript has 25 exons. Gene Ontology annotation, molecular function: oxidoreductase activity; FAD binding; iron ion binding. The record is from RefSeq and is a predicted model, not a curated record.